This is a messenger RNA of Physella acuta, 2340 nucleotides long. RefSeq names its product putative lysosomal cobalamin transporter. Lineage: Eukaryota; Metazoa; Mollusca; Gastropoda; Physidae. The record is from RefSeq and is a predicted model, not a curated record. Gene Ontology annotation, biological process: protein localization to vacuole. Gene Ontology annotation, cellular component: vacuolar membrane.
CCAGUCGUAACGCAGCAGAAAUAAUGAGUUGUUUUGGUCUUGUGUUGAUUUUUUUUUCUACCAGGCUGCUCAGAUGUAGUCUAGAUUAGAUUCUAGAUCUAGAUCUAUAUCUAGUUGCGUAAAUUUACCUAUUGCUUAUCAACUUAAAAAAACGAGAAAAUGGCUAUACCUGGUUCUGUGAUAGCAGCAGGAUGGAUACCGUUUCUUGUUGUUAUUGUGCUAACACUUCUUUUUGCUGGCUUCUACAUUCGUUAUUUCAUGCACAAAUAUGAUAGUGAAUUGUCAACAACAUUGUCUGCAAUAGCUGCUCUGACAGUAACUCUCCUUACGUCUGCACUAGUCCCCGUGGACAUUUUCCUUGUGUCCUUCAUGAAAGAAUCUGAUGGUACUUUUAAGGAAUGGGCCAACAGUUCUUCAGUGCGUUCAGAAACUGAAAAUUCAGUACUCAUUGGUUACUACGUGUUGUAUGGUAUUGUUGCAUUUUGCUUAUUCCUGUACUUGCCAUUCAUGUACUUUUUCUAUGAAGAAAAGGAUGAAGAAACAAACUGCAAAUCUCGUUGCUGCACAGCCUUAAAGUACUCCAUUGUAACUGUUUUGAUUGCCGCCACCUUUUUGUUAAUCGGGGCAUUUGUCCCUACCAAGAGUAACAUCAACAGUAACAGCACUGACUGGAAGAAAAUUGAAGCUUUGUUCAGUGAUAUGGCUAGCAAUGGAAUAGAAGAUUCUUUGUCCUUCGUAAUUAGUGUUUUUAGUCUAAUUGGAAUGCUUGGCAUAGUUUCAUACACAGCCUAUGGAAUGUCUGCCUUGCCAAUGGAUCUUGUAAAGGGUACCCGAAAUGUCAAAACAGAAAAACUUGAAACUGUUAGAGAAAGGGAGCAAAGAACACAACAAAGAGAAGCUAUCAGAAAGAAAUAUUCCAACAGAGCUAACAUGAGCUCACGCGCCCGUAGGGUGGAUGAAAACUUGGCAGAGGAAGAGCGGCUGAUAGGAAAAAGGGCCCGCCUGCUUGAAAACUCUGAGAAAAGUUGGCUCCGCAAGUGCUUCUUGCUUCUAAGACCAUUUGAGAUUAUUUUUGGAGUUGUUUUCUUUCUCAUGGCCAUACUUGUUUUUGUCUCAUUGCUACUUACAAACAUUGAUAAAACAAUGCACAGUUUGGGGUACUUGAGUGGAUAUGCACUACCAGAAAGACAUCUACCUAAUCCAGUGGAUAUUGUUCUUGUUUUUAGUCAGCAGGCCUUUCCUGUGGACUAUGUCAUGAUGGUGGCAAUAAUUGCCUAUUUUGUGCUUUGUUCAAUGUCAGGAAUCAGAAACAUUGGAAUAUGGUUUUUGUGGAUCAAGAUGUACAAGAUUCGUCCUCGUCGUACUAGUCCCCAAGGGCUUUUGAUGUUUUGUAUGAUCUUGAUGUUCAUUGUCCUGGCUAUCAAUAUUGUACUGUAUGAACUUACACCACAGUACUCAUCAUUUGGAAGCCAGCAUUACGUAAAUGUUACAGGUUUUGGAAACAGUACAUCCACAGUGAUAAAACAAUGUACUACAGAAGUUAGCGAAGAUUAUUGUGUCAUCACAAGAAUGACUCUCCUGCUGGUUAGAUUCUUCUUCAAGAUGUGGUUCUUUGGUGCUGCCUACUAUUGGUUGACUUGGGUGUUUCUUGGGACCUUCCUGAUUGGAUUUAUUGUGGCAGUAAUAAAGAAGAAGCGUUCUGCAAUAAGUGGUGAAGUUGAUGAGGAUGACUUUGAAGAAAGUGACGAUGAUAUGCUUAGAGGCUAACUAUCAUUGUUAAUAUGUAUAAUUGUAUACUUUGAUAUUUUAAUUUUUUGCACAAUCAUUGAUGCUUUUUACUGAAAACUGUAUUGAUAUUAAACUAUUUCAUGUCAAGCUGUUAUUAGCAAUUAUUCACUUAUAGCUUUUAUAGAUAAAUCUUUUUAAUUUCAAAUUGUGAAAUUUGUGCAUUGUUUAAUAGCAGUUUUUUGUUUUUUCAUAUAGAGAGAAGAGGAAAGAUAAAUAGAAAUAUAGACUUGUUCAGAUUUAUAUAGACAGAUGUAGUCAUAAAUAUAAUUAUUCCUUGACACUAGAUUAUGUGUUUCAAAAUAUUUCCGUGAUGUUUUUCAACGUCUUUUUUUUAGCUUGUUUGAAAAUUGUGUUAAAAUAUGUUGUAUGUACAAAAAGCAAUGCUGGAAUAAAUUAACAAUGCUAAAGUUGGAUUAGGAAUGUUUAUUGACCAGGUAACCAAAUCAGAGACUACAUGCUGAAAACUAAUUUUUUUUUUCUGUUUGUAAUAUGAUCAUGCACUGUAAAAACCACAAAAUUGACUAAUAAAAAACUUGAUGUUAUACAAUGAAA